Molecule: messenger RNA, 6350 nt
Organism: Athalia rosae (coleseed sawfly)
Lineage: Eukaryota; Metazoa; Arthropoda; Insecta; Hymenoptera; Athaliidae
Product: synaptic vesicle glycoprotein 2B-like
Exons: 12
Coding region: 741-2432 (563 amino acids)
Biological process (GO): transmembrane transport
Cellular component (GO): membrane
Molecular function (GO): transmembrane transporter activity
Source: RefSeq, a predicted model, not a curated record
AAAAAUUUAUCCACAUAUUUAUAAUAUCUGAGUUGAGUUAUAUUUACACGUUAUGAACACACCCAUAAUAAUGAAAAACAACUUGUUGACUAUAUAACGCGAGUAUAAGAUGGUAUAAAUAUAUCUGUAAUAUCGUAUAGGACAUAAUAUUUAAAUAACCGCAUUUUAUAUACCGCAGGACCGCAAUCGUUUUAUACUUCGUCCACGUUCAUAUAUGUGUGCGAUGUAUGUAAUUCCAUAAGUUAUAAUCAGUCGGUGAUCCCUUCACUGCCUUGCGUAUCGUCAGCAUAUGCAGACGUUCGUCAUUACACACGUGAAGUAUUAUGAGAGUUGAAAUAAUACAAUAUCUUACACCAAUAGGUAUAUGUACACAGGGUCAGGGUAGUGUAUGAAUUUAAUUUCGACAAUUUGAGUGGCGGUUCUAUAGCCUCGUAUAAGAAUAACAUGAUGAGUGCCUUCAUGGAGUACCUUAAUAAAAACUUCCUUUCCACGUCGGUGACAAAGUUUGGCACAUUCUCUGUAAAGGACUCAAGUUCACAUAGACGAUGAUAUUCCAAAUUUAUUACGCGAAACGCACACGUGUCGUCGAAUGGAAUUGCAGCAGUAUUACGAGAAAUAUAACAAGCUACGUGUGCAUCACGUGUCUGUAUAGUAAACGCAUUUCGAAUUGGAAGACCGUUCACUUGACUCGCGGGAAUCCGGAGGUAUAGAAUGUGUCAGAAAAGUCAGCGGUGAAGAAGAUGAAAAGUCGAAAGUACGCCUCACCCUCCGUAGUACUUCAAAGGCUCAAUGAGAACCCUGACACUGAAGAUGAAUCGGAUUCCGAAUGCUGCAGUAAUGCAUCCGGUGGUAUUCAGGGUGCCGAUUUUGAGACAGCUGUAGCCGCAACCGGAUAUGGAAAAUUCAACUACCUUCUCCUGCUAGGGUUUUUUCUUCCUUGUUGGGCGAGCAUCUUUGACGUUUCAAAUAUGUCGAUGAUCCUCCCAUCGGCUGAAUGCGAUCUUGGAUUAUCGAUGUUUCAAAAAGGAGUAUUAAAUGCCAGCACAUACGCAGGUACGAUAACGACCGCAAUGUUAUGGGGAUUCCUAGCAGAUGUGUAUGGAAGAAGAAAGCUUUUAAUUUACGGUUUCUUGGCUGAUUCUUUGUGCAACAUUUUAAGCGGAACAGCACAAAAUAUAUGGUUUCUAUUAUUCUUCAAAUACUGCAGCGGAUGCAUAAUGAACGGGCCAUACGCUAUAUCUAUGUCAUACUGCGCCGAAUUCCACGGUGGCAAGGAACGCGGCAGAGUUUUGCUUUAUUUGGGACUUUUUUCGGCGAUAGGUAACAUCGCGGUUCCAGUUCUCGCCUGGCUGGUGAUUCCCCAAACGUGGGAGAUCGUACUUUUCGACGGUCUUUUCGUCUACAAUUCCUGGCGUCUUUUUCUAACUCUAUGCGGUGCACCAACUCUGGUUGGUUUCGUAGCGUUGAUAUUUUUUCCCGAGAGUCCGAAGUUCCUCAUGUCGCAAGGUCGGAACGACGAGGCCCUUGAAAUAUUCAAAAAAAUGUACACGAUGAACACGGGCAACUCUUCGGACCAAUAUCCGAUCGAGAGUUUGGAGAACGGAAUAAACAUUUCUGGAUCAAAGAAGAGCCUUCGUUCCGUCAGCUCGAAAAAUGGCACUGAGUGUAAAAAUGUUUUACAAGGACUAGCGGAUGGAUUCAAACAGAUGAAGCCUCUGUUUUUCAUGCCACAUUUGUUGAGGCUUUUACUGGUCGUUAGUAUUCAAUUCGGAGGAAUGCUAUCAUUGAACACAAUCCGGCUAUGGCUACCGCAGAUUUUCGCCAUGUUGGAAAGUUUCGACCAGUCCGGUUACGACAAAAUUCAGCUACAGGACGGCCCUCCUACUUUCUGUGAAAUUCUUGACUUCUCAAUGACGAAAGCGACGAACGUGUCUUUGAAUUCAACAAAUAUUUCCCAAGUCCAAAACUGUGAUAAUGUAACGGUGAAUAGCACGGUCUAUCUGAACACCCUUAUAAUAUGUCUGGUAUCGACCGUUGGAUUCAUUUUUAUUAGUUUUCUUCUAAAUAUUUUCGGUCAAAAGAACAUUCUAUUAUUAUGCUACGUAAUUCCCCUGAUAUGUGCAGCGUCUUUGAACUGGUCAGCGAACGCUGUACUAACGUUGGUUUUGGCCUGCGUUUACAUCGCAUUAACAAAUAUAUCCGUAAACGCGGUGAUCGCAAUAACAGUCGAUCUUUUUCCAACAACUCUGAGAACCAUGGCAGUCAGUCUAAUAAUGAUGCUGGGACGUGUCGGAUCGUUGACAGGAAAUUUAUUAUUCUCCGUCCUUCUUUUGCAAGGAUGUGUAGCACCGUUGAUGGCGAUCGCGGGAUUGCUUUUAGUUUGCACCGUGUUGACUUUCCUCGUACCAAAAUCUACCGGAGCCCUGGAAUGACAUGGAUGCAUCGGGAGGACGUAUAUGUAUAUAGAUAUAUAUAUAUUUUGUAUUAUCGACAAAUGUGCGUAACGAGAAAAUUUGAUCGAACGACGAAGCGAUUUUUCUAAGCUAUACAUCGCCCGUAAAUGCCCAAUGAGAGAAACAAGAAAAGUUAGGAAACGAGGAUCUUGAGAAGUGCGGAUAACAUUUACUAAGGCGUAGCGCACUCGACGAAGUCUCGCAAUCUGACAACGUUCGAUUUUCAAUCGUGUAGCGCAGAUCAUCGGAUUGAAGAAUGAACGAAUACAAAUAUCACAGUGAAAAAAAUCGCGUAAUCACUAUUUGACAAGCAUUGAUUUAGGCAGAACACAAUAAAGUUUAGAAAUUGUAAAGAUAAUUUCCAGAUGAGUUCCUCUGUACGAUUUCAUGAUUGAAGAUAAAAAUGAGAUGAUGCGAUCAAUUAUUAUCUUUUGUUCAAAUCUACAUUGAUUUUUUUUUCAUUUGUUUUUUCUAAUUAUAUUGCCGACAAUCGAAUUAUAUUGCGAAAAUGUCUCGCUAAAUUUUAUUACCAGUCAUUCUGCGGGAUCAACUCAUCGAAUUGACCCACUUUCAAUCAUUAUUCUUUGUUUCUUUUUUAAUCCCAUACAAAGGUGUACGCGACGAUAUUCGAUGGUUCUUUUUUCUUUUUAUUGGAAAAAAAAAAAUAACGAACAGUAUCAACAAUUGAAUUCACGUGUUUGCAUCGACGUGAAAUUUUUUUUUCUGCACAGUAUACGCCGGAACAUCACAGUCUCAAGCGUGAUGUAGUCUAGCAAAGGGAGUUCUACUCCGCUCUAUUUAGCGUUUAAAUUGCAGUAUAUGUACCUAUAUACUGUGUACAUGUACAUGUACAUACACAUCCCGUACAUUUACAAGACACGUUGAAAAUUCCACACGUCACGGUAUCUUAUAACAGGGUCUGCGCGUGUCUGAAUUUAUAUUCGCUGUAUAAUAUCACGUAUUUUAUAAUAAUUAUCAAUUAGUCUUGACUAGAAAUGAAUAAAUUAUAAAAGUACAAAAAGAAGAUUAAAUAAAUAAACGGAUGGACGAAGAAAUAAUGAGAAAAAAUAAGAAUAGAAAAAAAUAAGCGUUAACUGUACGGUGCAGUUACUAAUUGCAAUCUUACCUAUGCAAAAUGCAAAAUGCAAAAUUACUAACUGCAAUUCUCACCUUCCAAAAUAAAUUUGAGAAAAAGUAGGCGGCGAUAACACGGACAAAAUCACCCAAGUAUCAUUCUAUACAUUUAAUGUGUGCCCGUUCGAUUAGCAGUUCGUGAAGGGGUCAUUUUUGUUUUCCUCUAAAAAUAAAAUCUGGAACGUGAAUUUAGGAUAAUUAGCAUGUUUGAGUAAAGUUACAUCGCGGUUCAGGCGAAGAACCGAGAUGGUGUGAUUUACAAAAAAAUCACGACGCAUCUCCAACGAAUUGAAACGAUCCGAUGAAUCCAAUAUUCAAAUUAAAUUCAAUUUGCACAAAAAUUUAGAAUUCCUGUACCCAAUUUGAAAGUUUUUUUUUUAAUUUACUGUCAGCUAUACUUCUCGCUCGCUCUCCGCAAUCAGAUAUUUUUGACCAAGUAAAAAAGUAAUUGACAUUUUUUACAUGCUUUCACUACAAAAUAUCUCUAUUCGAAGCAGUGUUCCGACGAGUAUGAGUGUGCCGUGUAAUAUGCUCGAUAGGAUCAGACCGCAUUCCAGGUAGAUCCAAACGUGGACAAAAAGUCAAAAGUUCUGGGCAGCCCCGGGCAAUAAUUCCAGUCUCGUGGGGUGCGGAGGUGGAUAGUUCAUCGCCGGCCAUAGAUCAGCAUCAGGGUUCUUUAGUCGCUACCUGAGUUGGGCUCAUUUUCGGUUUUCCACAACCUUGCAACUAAAAAGAUCGAAAACUCAUCUGAGAAAAAUUUUCUCAUGCUAAAAAAAUGAGUACAAUAUACGUGUACACACCCAUGUAGUUUUACCGUUGUAAAUAAUUGUACAGAUACGGAUCGUGGAGUUUAUUUUUAAUAUCGAGUAAAAUUUCAAAUUUCUAAUACUUCUUAUCGCGAAAUAUGGUGAAGAGAAAGGGACAAGGUGAUGUACUGUAUGAGUAAAAGAAUGUUGCGUAACGUUUCAAGAAAACGCAACACAGUUUAACGUCAUCAUCGACGCGUAUUCGAGGACAGAAAUUCCGAAAUCCGGAUGCGGGGGGCGAACGAGAUCCGCAAGUCCGGGAAGACCGAGAAAUGAAAAAAGUCAACGCUGAUUCACAACGCGCUGCUGUACGUACGUACGUAAAAUGUAACUCUCUCCCGGAAAUUGGUUCUGCAGUCCACAAGUUCGAAUCCGUUCAGCUUUCUGAUCUUCGAGCGAACGAUUGGUAGAUGAUUAUACGCUGCACGGGAUCGGCAAAUAUUUGUAAAACAAAAUAAUCAUUAUAAACUUGAAAGGAUAUGCAACUCUUUUUCAAUCAGUAAGAAAUUGAUCUACGGCAUUCGUGAGUCACGUGCGUCGUCCGUAGUACGUUGAGCGGUGUAAAAAAUAGGUGGACAGAAAAGUUGUUCGACUCGUCUGAAGCAACGGUUGAUAAUUUGCGGCGAAAAACAACAACAAAAAAAAAAAAAGAAAAGAACGAGCAGCACAAAUCGAAUCGACAAAAGGUGAAGGAAGACGAUACCUCACUCGAAAUAUUCGACGACGAAAUGACCAAAAUUUACCCCUCGAAAGGAAAGCGAGAAAAAAAAAAAAAAUGUCACAGAUCUAGAGAUCCCCCGUACGUACACGGGUGAAGUCGAAGACGGUGAAUAGUUUUCUUUCCAUUUCUUCUCGUACCCCACGAGUAUAAGAUGUUUUACGUUAGCCGGUGGCCGAGGGACGUUCUCUACGUUGACUCGCAGGUGAGGUAGGAGGAAAAGGUAAUAUGAUGGGACGAAGAGAGCGGAGUGGAAAGACGUGAGAGGAGUAGAGAGUCCAGUGUCGAGUGAACGACCCAAGUGAACGCGUUCUUGGUUUGACUAGCGGCGGCGUCCCGUACGUAUACGCGGAUGCCCUGAAAUAAUUCUCUCGUGAUCGUCGCGGGUCAUUUUCUAUUUUAUUUUUUACACGUUGUAUUUAUUUAAUUUAUUUUUUUUUGACACGGGACGCGUAAAACCCGAAAGUUCAACUUUACACCGAUUACGCGAAAUAACAGAAUUGAAACGAAAAGGAAGACAGAUAUAUGCGUGGCCACGUCGCAAAUUUUUUCGUUUUCAUCAACAACAUAAUCGUCGUUGAUUAAAUUUAAAAAAUUUUACUAAUCGAAAGAAAUUCGUUGAACUUUUUUAAAAAAAAAAAAAAAAGAUUAUGAUCGGACGAACUUCUGUGCGUGGGUGUAUUUCUAACCGACCUGAUCACGUAUGAUAAUCAUCGAUAAGGAUUAUAAAUUGUCGACACGUUUGGUGCAUGGAAAGGUGCAAUUUUGUUUUAUCAAUUUUUUAUAUAAGAGUUAUUUCUUCUCAACGAUUACAUUCAGUUGCAUCCGUUCAUCCUGAGUGGUUGUAAUAAUUCUCACAGUUCAAAAUUGUAGAAACGAUCGUUCCGCGGAGUUAUAUUGAUAUAAAAAUCGGCGAUUAAUAAAUAGUGAUCGUAAAGUGGGUCAACCGGAGCACCGGGGUGGAGAGAGAAAGAAGGAUAGACGUAUAAUAAAGAGAAAAAAAGAGAUAUAUCCAGAGAGAGAGAGAGAGAGAGAAGAGAGAGGGCGAGGGAGAAGGAAGUAAAAAAAUGGCCGCGAUGCAGGCCCGCAAGUUACCUGGGUUUAAAACUAUGCAUAAAUUUUACAAUUGAAACAAAAUUACAUUUCUAAAUUGCUUUUAUUUCUUUCUGUAUAAUAUAAACAAAUAUAUCAUAUUUUAGAAAGAUGCAGAAGCAGAUGCCGGCGUAGGUAUAAAAUUCU